Corticium candelabrum is the source of this 2420-nucleotide messenger RNA. RefSeq names its product TGF-beta receptor type-1-like. NCBI's taxonomy places the organism in Eukaryota, Metazoa, Porifera, Homoscleromorpha, Homosclerophorida, Plakinidae. Bases 573 to 2132 code for a protein of 519 amino acids. The transcript is spliced from 4 exons. The record is from RefSeq and is a predicted model, not a curated record. Gene Ontology annotation, molecular function: activin receptor activity, type I; activin binding; ATP binding. Gene Ontology annotation, cellular component: activin receptor complex; plasma membrane. Gene Ontology annotation, biological process: activin receptor signaling pathway; protein phosphorylation; nervous system development.
GUGCGUGAGUGCGUAUGUGUGUGACGUGUUGUAUCGUAUGUACAGACCUCCUCUACAUAACACAAGACAGCUACAAGUUGGAGGUGGAGUCUCCGUCUCCUGGGAGUUCGAUCACCCUAAUUGACAACAAUGUAGCAGACAGUGUAGCAACAGUAAACGGAAAUCGCCUGCUCCUUAAACCAGUACGACUACGCAUCAUAAGGUGAAGUGAAGGUGAGAACAAGAGCCCAACACUUCCUAAUCUCCUAAUGUGACAACUACACGUCGGGUGUCACUCUUGUCUUCCCAACCGAUUACCGCCAUCCACUGCAAAUUAACGACAUAGCAGACUACACAUCAAAAGCAGCACAACAGUGUGUACGUGCGCAUCAUUCCAACACACUGUCGCAAUCGAGUAGCUGUGAUAUCCCGUAGGUCAACAUCAAGUAUCCCGUACGAAUGAGAGGUGAAUGUUAUCUUGAUCAGGACGUCCGUCCGCUGGUUUUCUAGCUGUCCAACCGCUCAACGACCCGAGAGUGGAGACCAGAUCUCUACCCAACACGUCACAACCCUAACGACCCGUCCGAGAAGCCAUGAGAUCCGAAGCCUUUCUGCUUUCGUUCCUCGCUCUCUUCUCCUCGUUCUUCCGUCGAGUAUCAACAGGGGAUCCGCGAGAGAUCAACUUGCUCUGCUAUUGCAGCGUCUGUGUGGGAAACACGACCAAGUUGUGCACCGGACGGACGGAUAGCGUGCCAUACUGCUUGGUGGGAGUCACUACAUUCGAGGACAAGAGAGAAAUAAUUCAAGACUGCGCGUAUUCCGACAAAAUUGAUUGCCACAUUCCUAGACGUGGCUGUUGCAACGACAAACCGUUGUGCAACACUGCUCCAACGUUGCCACCGUCGUCGUCGGAACCCAAUGGUCCAAAACCAUCUAAUAAACCAAGCGAUCCAAGUAAAGCUAGUGACAACACCUUCAUCCUGUUGGCCUCUAUCAUCCCCGUCAGUGUCGUCUGCCUGUGUGUUGUGAGUUUUGUUUAUCUCGUCGCAAAAAUUCGGGAACGUAGAAUAACACGACAGCUGGACGUGCCCCAUCCUCAUGCAAACGGAGACGCUAACGGCAGAACAGCAGAAAACGGCCGAGUAAUGGCAUCACUAACCGACCUCAUGAGCAUCACAUGCUCAGGCAGUGGAUCAGGACUACCGCUUCUAGAACCGAGAACGAUAGCACGACAAAUUAAGCUCGAGCAGCGCAUUGGAGCCGGACGGUUCGGUGAAGUGUGGCUAGGGACGUGGCGGGGAGAAAACAUCGCUGUGAAAAUCUUAUCAUCCCGCGAUGAGCAGUCGUGGUUUCGAGAGGCAGAGAUGUAUCAAACUGUGAUGCUGCGACAUGCUAAUAUCCUCGGCUUCAUUGCUGCCGACAAUCGAGACAACGGAACGUGGACUCAACUGUGGAUGGUAAUGGAUUAUCAUCCGAAUGGCUCUCUCUAUGAUUUCCUCAGCGAUCGAUCGAUUUCUCUCCGAGAAAUGUAUAGAUUCUGUGUGUCCAUAGCGAACGGUUUGUCUCACUUGCAUAUGGAGAUCAUGGGGUCAAAGACGCAACCGGGAAUCGCAAAGAAGCCGGCAAUUGCUCACAGAGACAUCAAGAGUAAGAAUAUUUUGGUGAAGAAUGAUGGCGAGUGUUGUCUGGCUGAUUUGGGGUUGGCUGUUCGGCGUGAUCUCUUGCACGAGUCGAGUGAGUACAUGUUGAAUCUUGUGAAGCAGGGAACGAAGAGGUACAUGGCACCGGAGGUUCUCGAUGAUUCUAUCAAUUACUCUCUGUUUGAGUCGUUCAAACAAGGUGAUGUUUAUUCGAUGGGACUCGUGUUUUGGGAGAUUACGAGGUGUACUGAGGCAACGGACGUGAUGUCGGACUCGUACCAGUUGCCGUACUUUGAUGUCGUCCAGCCUGAUCCUUCGAUUGAGGAAAUGAAGAAGGUUGUUUGUAUUGAAGCCAGACGACCUUCGCUGCCAGACAAAUGGUACAAUAACGAGUGUUUUCACAUUAUGGUGAAAGUCAUGCAAGAAUGUUGGUACGUAAACAGUCAAGCCCGACUUACCGCUUUGCGAGUCAAAAGAAAACUGCAAUCCAUGGAAGAGUGGUUGAAGCUCUAAACCCUUCACACCAACAAACGACAGACACUAAGUUAGCUACCAGUUGUAUCAUAUCAGUUAGGGAUCGGAUUUUUAUUUCAGCGUGUAAAUGCAGUUUUAGCCCCAUGAGAGAUGCUUUGCUUUUUAGAUUGAGACACGCCCUUUUUCUCACUGUAGUAUUUCAUAAACCUACAGCAUUAGAUAUGUACCAUAACUGACAGUGAUAUAGAACGUAUCUAAUGACUCAGCGUCCCAGUUGAAUCAACUGGAAGUGGAGGAUAUGAAAUGUGAACCAACAGAUGGUUGGAA